Thunnus maccoyii (southern bluefin tuna) is the source of this 1569-nucleotide messenger RNA. RefSeq names its product FKBP prolyl isomerase 6 (gene fkbp6). Gene Ontology annotation, molecular function: protein binding; peptidyl-prolyl cis-trans isomerase activity. The record is from RefSeq and is a predicted model, not a curated record. The transcript has 9 exons. The coding region runs from base 159 to 1154 and encodes 331 amino acids. Lineage: Eukaryota; Metazoa; Chordata; Actinopteri; Scombriformes; Scombridae.
AGUUGCGUCUAAUUUACGGUCAAGGUCACGUGACUCCCAAUUAAGCAGCCCAACCUUGAGCGCCAAAACAAACUGAGUAACUAGUUACUUUUCGUCUUUUUUUCCCCACGCUAAAAUAACAAUUCCUGAAAGUUGUAGUAAACGUAUCCACCAGCUAAAUGUCAGGAAACGGAUUAAUAUCCAGUAUCCGGAGGCUGAUACACACUGAAGAGCGGCUGAGGAGGAACACUCCGAGUCCGUUUGAACAGCUACGCCAACAGAUGAAUGAUGUCUUGGGAGAUGGUGGGAUCCUGAAAGAGGUGGUCCAGCCUGGAGAAGGCCCACCUGUACCCCAGAACGCUUCAGUAUUGAUCCAUUACUCAGGUUUCCUCGAAUAUUCAGACCGCCCUUUUGAAACCACCACUAACUUCAAGUACCCCCGGAUGAUGAAGUUAGGGAGAGACGUGACUCUGGCUGGACUGGAGCUGGGUCUGUUGACCAUGCAGAAAGGAGAGUUCUCACGUUUUCUCCUCCAGCCCCAGUAUGCGUACGGGGAAAUGGGUUGUCCUCCAUUCAUUCCCUCAUCUGCUGUGGUUCUGUAUGAGGUUCAGAUCAUCGACUUCCUCGACUCGGGCCAAGUGGACGACUUUAUCACGAUGAGUCCGGAGGAGCAGAACACUGUUUCUCUGUCCACUCUUCUUGAAGUUGUCAACACACUACGCAGCUUUGGCAACCGUUGCUUCAACCAGAGCCGUUAUGACAACGCCAAAGAUCGCUAUAAACAGGCGUUGAUGUUGCUGGGGAACAGAGAAACACCAAGUGAUGCAGAAAAGGAGAAGAUCAAGAUAGCUCUUCUUCCUCUUUAUCUGAAUCUUUCACUCACCGAGCUCCGUCUGGACAGCCCACACAAAGCCCUUAAAUACGGCAACAAAGCCUUGGAGAUAGACGCUGCCAACACAAAGGCUCUUUUCCGCUGUGGACAGGCGUAUCUGGAGCUGCAUGAGUACGAGAGUGCCCAGGGCUGCCUCAUAACUGCUCAAGCAAAGAAGCCCUUUGACAGUGACAUUAACAACCUUCUGAGGAAAGUGGCAAUAUGCUAUAAAGACAGCUUGGACAAACAGAAAGACAUGUACUCAAAGAUGUUCAAAGGUUUGAAGGGACCUGUGAAGAUGUAAAGAUGACAUGAAAAAAAAAAAGAUGACGAGGGGGAUUUCAAGGUUCAGCAGUACAAUUUCUCUCCAGCUCUGCAAAUUCUGAUAGUUAAGCCUUUUGUGUUUUUUUGCUGGUGUUAUAAAGGGACUAAUGUUGCACUGGUGUACAGUUAAUUUCCUUUUUCUAUAAAAUUCUUGCCACGUUGAAAUGUUAAUGUCAAAUAUUUGUUAAUAAUGUCGCUCAAUAGUUUUCUGUUUGAAGAUGUGCUCACCUCACAUUGAUCAUUAUUACAGAUGGAAGAACAUUUUUACAAAAAUUUGCCACCCCUCCUUUAAUGCCCUUAAAUAAAUACUGUUUCCACUGGAGUGUUUAGAUAUUAUCAUGGGGUUUGAUCACUCUUGAGGUGAUAAAAAUAAAAUAAAAAACAUUCACUUCUAA